Molecule: messenger RNA, 1737 nt
Organism: Osmerus eperlanus (European smelt)
Lineage: Eukaryota; Metazoa; Chordata; Actinopteri; Osmeriformes; Osmeridae
Gene: mtrf1
Product: mitochondrial translational release factor 1
Exons: 9
Coding region: 130-1485 (451 amino acids)
Biological process (GO): translational termination
Molecular function (GO): translation release factor activity
Source: RefSeq, a predicted model, not a curated record
UGUUUUGAGCUUCCCCGUUUCCUACUUCCUCCAGCAUGGCACCGUGUUACCCAAUCAAGGAGGACAAACACAUUACUAUUGGACCAUUUUCUCCGAUAACAGAGCACGAAUAUUGGGAAUAAUUCGCAAAUGCUUGCAACGAAAUUUAUUCGCUUGUGCGCCUCGUGCGGCCGCUUAAGCUCCAGUAUCAACCCAAACACGAAAGGAGGGAUGCCGGUUGCAAUGCGAUUGCCUGGUCAAGGAUCCACACGUCGCCUCUCCGCUAUGCCUUCCUCCAUCUCACCUCGACGACACUGUCACGGUGGUUUAGAUGAUAUACACCAGAAUGCAUCCGUUCAAAGAUAUAUACGACAGCUCGUGGACGAAUACGGAGAUGUCACAAAGAAGUUACAGUACACGUUUUUAAGCGACUCUGAAAGGAAAGAACUAAAUCACAGACAGACGGAACUGUUGCCGGUGGAAAAGGCAUCCAGAUGCACAGUAAAUGCUUUGAAAGAGCUCGAGGAGAUUACAUCUCUGAUUCAGAGUGCGCACGGGGCCGGAGGGGAGGAGCGGGAAAUGAUCCCGCUCCUGGCAGAGGAGCACGCGCUCACCUCCCAGAGAAUACACACCCUCAAACGAAACCUGAUCCAGACCCUGGUGCCCCGGGACCCUCAUGAUGACAGCAGCUCCCUGCUGGAGGUGGUGUCAGGGCGGACCACAGGAGGAGACAUCUGCCAGCAGUUCACUAAAGAGAUGUUCGAGAUGUACCAAGGCCUCGCCAGGUACCGCAACUGGGAGUUUGAUGUUCUUAACUACACGCCUGCGGACUACGGUGGGCUGCACCAUGCGUCCGUGCGUGUGGCGGGGGAGGGCGUGUACCGCCGCCUGAAGAUGGAGGGGGGAACUCACCGGGUGCAGAGAAUCCCUGAGGUGGGCCUGUCCUCCCGGAUGCAGCGCAUUCACACAGGAACCAUGACCGUCAUCGUGCUGCCUCAGCCCAGCCAGCUGGAUGUGGUCAUCGACCCGAGGGAUCUGCGCAUCGACACGUUCCGGUCAAAGGGCCCGGGGGGUCAGAGCGUCAACACGACAGACAGCGCUGUCCGCAUUGUCCACCUGCCCACAGGCGUGGCGGUGGAGUGCCAGCAGACACGCUCCCAGCUGCAGAACCGCAGCAGGGCCAUGCGCCUGCUGCAGGCCCGGCUGUACCAGGGCAUGCUGGGUAAGGAGGCAGAGCAGAGGCACACUGCCAGGAAGCUACAGGUGGGUUCUCGCUCCCAGUCAGAGAGGAUCAGAACCUACAACUUCAGCCAGGACCGUGUGACAGACCACCGGUCAGGACACCAGAGCCGCGACAUCAAGGAGUUCAUGCGCGGUGGGGAGGCCUUGGACGAGCUGAUCUCAGACCUGCUGCAGCACGGAGAGAAGGAGGCCCUGCUGGAGCUGGUGGAGAGCUGCAGCCAGAGGCCCUCUGAACCCAGGCCCACUACACAGGAGGGUGACUAGCCUAGCCAGAGGCCCUCUGAACCCAGGCCCACUACACAGGAGGGUGACUAGCCUAGCCAGAGGCCCUCUGAACCCAGGCCCACUACACAGGAGGGUGACUAGCCUAGCCAGAGGCCCUCUGAACCCAGGCCCACUACACAGGAGGGUGACUAGCCUAGCCAGAGGCCCUCUGAACCCAGGCCCACUACACAGGAGGGUGACUAGCCUAGCCAGAGGCCCUCUGAACCCAGGCCCACUACACAGGAGGGUGAC